This is a messenger RNA of Nannospalax galili (Upper Galilee mountains blind mole rat), 897 nucleotides long. RefSeq names its product beta-1,3-galactosyltransferase 5-like. Gene Ontology annotation, cellular component: membrane. The coding region runs from base 1 to 897 and encodes 298 amino acids. The record is from RefSeq and is a predicted model, not a curated record. Lineage: Eukaryota; Metazoa; Chordata; Mammalia; Rodentia; Spalacidae. The transcript has 4 exons. Gene Ontology annotation, molecular function: N-acetyl-beta-D-glucosaminide beta-(1,3)-galactosyltransferase activity.
AUGGCGGCUGAGGGCACGUGUCCACCGUCUUUGGAUAUAGUAACAGUUUUGUAUGUGGAGUGGACGGGAAUUGUUAGGAACCUGAGGAAGAGCCUCAGUGUCGAGUACAAGACCCCUAAGAUGCUCAUGGGCACCUAUGGCAGUCACCACUCACUCUCAGACACUGGAGGGCCUGGAGGUGAGGUUCCUGUGACCCUGGCUCUGCCCAUUGACAGCUCCAUUUCAGGGCAGCAGGUGAGGACCCUCUUCCUCCUGGGCGCCUCAGACAGCACGGAUGAGAUGGCCGCCACGGCCCAGGAGAGCCAGGAGCACCGAGACAUCAUCCAGAAGGACUUCAAGGACGUCUACUACAACUUGACCCUGAAGACCAUGAUGGGCAUGGAGUGGGUCCACCACUUUUGUCCUCAGGCGACUUUUGUCAUGAAAACUGACUCCGACAUGUUUGUCAAUGUUGGCUAUCUGACGGAGCUGCUGCUAAGGAAAAACAAAACAACCAGAUUCUUCACAGGCUUCUUAAUGAUCAACUAUGUUGCCAUUAGGUCAAAGUUCAGCAAGUGGUUUGUAAGUAAGUUUGAAUAUCCAUGGGACAGGUACCCACCUUUCUGCUCAGGCACUGGCUACGUCUUGUCCACUGACGUAGCAAAGGAGGUUUACAGGGUCUCAGAAAGCAUUCCAUUCCUCAAGUUAGAGGAUGUGUUUGUGGGACUCUGCCUGGCCAAGCUGAAGAUCAGACCCGAGAAGCUCCACUCCAAGCAGACCUUCUUCCCAGGUGGCUUACGUUUCUCCGUGUGUCGUUUUCAGAAAAUCGUGACCUGCCAUUAUGUCACGCCCCACAACCUACUCAACUACUGGCAGGCACUGGAGAGUAACCAGGAAGAAGACUGUGCGGCUGUCUGA